Cornus florida is the source of this 1292-nucleotide messenger RNA. RefSeq names its product peroxidase 57-like. Bases 1 to 1023 code for a protein of 340 amino acids. Gene Ontology annotation, biological process: response to oxidative stress; hydrogen peroxide catabolic process. The transcript has 3 exons. The record is from RefSeq and is a predicted model, not a curated record. Gene Ontology annotation, molecular function: peroxidase activity; heme binding. Gene Ontology annotation, cellular component: plasmodesma; plant-type cell wall. NCBI's taxonomy places the organism in Eukaryota, Viridiplantae, Streptophyta, Magnoliopsida, Cornales, Cornaceae.
AUGAGAGCAGAAGCUUCUCAAAUGGCAGGUUUGGUCUUGGCUUGUCUAGUAGUACUCGUGGUGGCUUUGCAAGUAAACAAAGCUCUAUCUCUAGAGUUGCAUUUUUACAGAAAUUCAUGCCCUCAAGCAGAACUGGUGGUGAAGAGAAUAGCACAGAAGCAUUUUAGCAACGAUCCGUCGCUACCUGCUGGCUUUCUUCGAUUGCAUUUUCACGACUGUUUCAUUAGAGGUUGUGAUGCUUCUGUUCUUAUAGACAGCACAGAUGAGAAUGUGGCAGAGAAAGAGGCUCCCCCUAAUUUAACUUUGAGAGGAUUUGAGGUUAUCGACGAGAUUAAAUCCGAGUUGGAGAAGCAAUGCAAAGGGAUUGUUUCUUGUGCAGACAUACUGGCAUUGGCAACCCGGGACGGUGUUGCCUUUGCCGGAGGAUCAGCUUAUGCUCUGCCAACAGGGCGGCGAGAUGGGACGAUUUCCAUUUUCAGUGAUGUUCACAUUCCCGGCCCUUCUUUUUCCAUUGCUGAUGCUUCAAAAGCUUUCCAAACCAUCAAUCUUGAUUUAACAGACCUCACUACUUUGCUAGGUGCUCAUGCAAUUGGCUUCUGUCACUGUGGCUUUUUCGUGCAGCGGCUAUACAACUUCAGAGGUUCUGGCUUAUCUGAUCCGAGUAUGGACUCGAAUUUUCUUGAUUUUCUCAGGAAAAGUUGUCCAAAACCAGUUGAACAGAACACUAAUAUAAGCGCCGAUCCUAAGGUGUUCAUGACUGCAAAAACAAGUACACCAUUUAAGCUAGACACUGCUUUCUACAGCGGAUUGCUGGAAGAGGAGGCUGUGCUUCAGUUGGAUCAAGACCUUGCCUUCACCGACAUUACUCGGAAGAUUGCAUCGGAUUAUGUGAACAGGCCAAAGAUGUUCAGGAGGAAAUUUGCUGAGGCCAUGAUUAAGUUGGGUAAUGUGGGUGUUUUAACAGGUCAAGAAGGAGAAAUUAGACUAAAUUGCAGAAGAGUUAACAACCCAACUAGUCAGUGAAGUAUGGAGGGAGGUAGCAAAUGCAUAUGGUAAUCAACAGAAUUUAUUUUUCAAUUUCUUAGCAGCAAUUUUUUUUUUUUUUUUUUUUCAUAAUUAUUGUGAAAUUGUAAACAAUAUUGAGUUGUCAUAACUCGAGAUAAUCUCUAUUAAUUAAGAGUAUUGGGAGGGGUGGAUUUGGUAAUACCACUAAGUAAUUGCUCCUUGUAUAAGUUUUUGGAAAUGACUCUUGCAUCGAAUAGUUGUAGUCAAUUGUUAGAUUUAUUGGCCAA